AUGCAAGUCGCACAACAUCAUCCAGUGCCUUCACGGCAAGAACACACAACUAAUCAAUGGCAAAAUGAACCAAUGUAUUCAAGAACAACAACAACAGCAACACCAAUGUCAAAUCAAGUUUAUCAACCUUUAGCAUUUUCUAUAGAUGAUCGUUUAUCACAACAACACUUAACACAACUUGAUUUAUGUUCAAAAAAUUUAAAAAAAAUAGAAAAAUUACCAAAUAAUAUUAAUUUUAAUGUUGUUUUACUUGAUUAUAAUGAUAUAACUAAAGUUGAACAUCUCGAUGUUCUUACACAUCUUAUUCAAUUAUCAAUAUCUCAUAAUCGAUUAAUUGAUAUUCGUUUAAUAAGUCGUUUAAAAACACUACAAAAAUUAAAUUUAUCCAAUAAUUCUCUUGAUUCAAUUGAUUGUCUUAAAACUUUACAAAAUCUUGUUAUACUUAAUAUAUCCGGUAAUAAUAUUCAUAAUAUUGGUGCAUUAAAUAAUUGUCAUUCAUUACAAGCAUUGAAUGCAAGUGAUAAUUCUAUUCAACAUAUUGAAGAUCUUUCACAUUUAACAUCACUGAAGUAUUUAAAUUUACAUAAAAAUCUUAUUGAUACAUUAACAUCAAUAUCAAAAUAUUGGCCAAAAUCAAUUCAUACAUUAAUCAUAUCAGAUAAUGAAUUAAAAGAUUUAACUGAGAUUUGUUAUUUAUCAUCAUUAAUUGAUUUAAAUACAUUAUAUAUUCAUAAUAAUCCAUGUUUAUUUGUUAUUGAUGAUCGACAUGGUUGUCAUCAACCAUUCGAUUAUCGACCAUAUAUUCUUAAUUGGUGUUUAACAAUUCAUAAUUUAGAUGGAAUAUUUAUUACAAGAAAAGAAAGUUUAAAAUCUGAGUGGUUAUUAAGUCAAGGUAAAGGACGAUCAUUUCGAUCGGGAGAACAUAAUGAUCUUGUUCAAUACUUAAUAAAAGUUUGUGGAACUAAUGCAGAAGAAAGAGAUGAUCUUCAUCUAUCACGUAUUAUGCUUCAACAAGAUUUAUAUAAACCAAAUGUUGACGAAACUUUGAUGAGAACAUCUAAUACAAUGAAAGAUGCAAAUGAUACAUUAUCUAAAGAUAGUCAAUUAAAAUUACAAAAAAGUUUACUUAUAUCUGAAUCAGAAUUUGUUAAACUUAGUUCAUCAUCUUCAAUAUCAACAAAUAAUGAACCAAUUAUAUCUGAUCAUCAAAAAAUAUCUUUUUCAAAUUCAGAACAACAAAUGCAAACACCAAGUCCUCGAUAUAUUCGAACGACAAAUCAUAAUGAUGAACAAAUAAUUGAACAUAAUUCAAAGAAUCGUUAUAAUAAUUAUGAUAAUCGACCUAUAAAACCUCUCGAUAAAAAUAUGCUUCAAUCAAAACUUAAUCAAUAUCCAAUUGAAAAUCAUUCAAAUGAUGAUAUAAAUAUUUCACGACCACGAGCUACAACUAAUCCUCAACAAUCUAAACAUACAUCAACACAACUAACAUAUAAUGCUAAUCGAUAUUCACCAAAAACUACUACACGUGGACCAAUAGUAUCAACAGCUAUGCAUGUUAAUAUUCGUACAAAAUCAAAUAAAAAUCUUCCUACACAACAACAUAAUCAAGCAAAACGUCAUACAAUUGCUGCGGAUAAUACAAAUACAAUUCAUUUAUUGAAUCGUACACAUCGUACAACAUCGACACUUAAGAACAAAAACAAACAACAACCUACUUCAAAUGAAAAAAAGAAUCUAACAGAUGAUGAAGAUGAAUUACAAUUAAAAUCUGCACCUGUCAAUACAAUAUUAUCAACUCAAAAUACAACAUAUAAUCGAGAAAAUAGUAUUGAAUUAAAAAAAUUAACAACACCAAUUGAAACAAUAAGAACAUCAGUUCUUCAAGCAUAUCUUGAUUUACAUGAACGAUUUACUAAAACAACAGAAUUACAAACAUCAGCUUUAGCUGUACUUUGGAAAAUGUUCGAUACACAAAAUUCAACUCAUCAACGUGAAACAGAAAAAAUACUUGAAGAAAAUCGUUUACUUAAUCAACGUUUACAUGAACUUGAAUUACGUUUAAAUAUUAAAUCUCGUACAUUAUAUCCACCUUUACGUGUACAUAUAUCAAAACGUGAUACAAAAAGUUUUUUUCUUCAUUGGAUACCUAAUCCAUUAAAUGAACAACAUUCUAUUCUUGGUUAUCGAAUUUAUAUUGAUAAUAUUUUAAAAAAUUCUAUUCAAUCAGGAAAAUUUGAAACAAUUAUUGAUUAUAUUUAUGAUGAAGGAGAAUAUAAAAUAAAACUUCGUACAUAUGAUGAAUAUAAUGAAUCAGAAGAUUCAAAUAUUAUUGUAGCAAGAUUUCGUCGUCAACAACCAAUAACAUUACAGUCAGAUUCAAAUUCAUCUGAAAUAAAAAUCAUUCAUCGUAUUCAAUCAGAUCCUAUAAUGAAUAAUACUAGUCAAAUACAAUUGCAAGAAAAUUUAGAUAGUUCAUCAACAAAUGAAAUACAUUCAUCAAUUAUUAUAAAUAAACAGCCAGAUAAAACAACAAAAACUUCUGAAGAGCUUAUUUCACCUGUUAAAUCAAGUCCUUCACAUUCUAAUUAUGAUAAUAUCAUUAAUCGUAAACCUCCAAAAUCGCCUAGUACAAGUCCUAAUCGUAUUGAUAAAACAACAACUAAUGAAUCUUGUAAUAAAAUUUUAUUUACGAAUAAUUCUGAUGAUAUAUCUUCAACUACUACAACAAAACAUAGUCCUAUAGGAACAGGAAUUAUGUCUCGUCUUUCUAAAAGUCCGCAUAGAAUUAAACGUAAUGUUCUAUUAAAUGCUUUAACAAUAAAUCAAACUCCUAGUCCAAUAGAAACUGUCGAUACAAAUCAAUCAGAAAUCAAAUUAGUUGAUCGAACAAUAAAUUCUCAAGUUGAAUUACAUAACGGCAGUAAUCAUGAUCAUUUUCUAGCUCAACAGCUUAUAAUACCAUCAAAUUCAACAAAUAUUUCUUCUUCUACUUCGCCUCCAUCACCAAUACCUCCACAAAAUAAAAAUAUUCUUCUAAAUUCACUUGAUCAUAAUUCUUUUUAA
Molecule: messenger RNA, 3063 nt
Organism: Rotaria sordida
Lineage: Eukaryota; Metazoa; Rotifera; Eurotatoria; Philodinida; Philodinidae
Source: the annotation of a GenBank genome assembly